This is a messenger RNA of Anopheles darlingi, 1930 nucleotides long. RefSeq names its product augmin complex subunit dgt5 (gene dgt5). Gene Ontology annotation, cellular component: HAUS complex. Lineage: Eukaryota; Metazoa; Arthropoda; Insecta; Diptera; Culicidae. The coding region runs from base 38 to 1930 and encodes 630 amino acids. The transcript has 4 exons. The record is from RefSeq and is a predicted model, not a curated record. Gene Ontology annotation, biological process: spindle assembly.
GUGGUUUUUACGCUGAAAAUCUUGCGAAAUUUCUGAAAUGGACGAUAUUAAUAAGUUCAAACAGUGGGCAUCCAAGAUGGGUUGCCCACCGGGAAGCGUUCCUCCUGAUGAUACGCUGAAAAGAGCAUUUCGUGGGGAUCAGAGCACGCUGCUGAAACACAUUAUGCAGAAGGUGCGCCCUCGACAGGAGAUCUCGCUGAUGCGCAAGAAUGUGCUUGUUAAAAAGCUGCAGGAGCACAAACACACGGAUAAGAUCGUUUUGAACUCUAUGCUACACCGACUCCCCGCGGAACUGCAGCGCUUCGAGAAGAUAAAGAAACUUAAGGCAAAGAUCGAGGAAACCCGAGCGCGUCUCAACACAUCAAAAGCCUGCGUCGAAUCGAUCGGGUUACAGAUCAAGGAGAAAAAUGCAACCAAGCUUCAGAUGACUCGACGUUUGGAGGAACUACAUUCCAAGGCAGCGCUUUACACGACCCACGAAUUGUCGCUCAAGGGUAGCAUUGAGAAGGAGGAGCAGCUUGCGGAGCGGCUCGAUCGUAUCAUGCCGGCUAGGGGAUUCGAGCCCACAUCAUCCUCAGGGACACCCGAGCAAGCCGUCGACCACUGCAUCGAACUGUUGGGACAAUUUUAUGAGCACUUGAAGAGUACAACUAAAAAAGAGGAAAAUUGGCUGCUUCAGGAGCAGCUGUGGGCCAGUAUGCGCGAGAGGCUUCGCGGCAUUCCUAAUCAUCUUUUAUGGGGUGUACUGCUAAAGCUAAAGGAGGACCAUUUGCGACAGAUUUCUGAGGUAGAUAAUAAGCAGGCAGAGCUCGAACGGAACCGUGACACGAUCUCCGAUCGUGACCUGCUGCAGGUUAGCAAGUCCAAGCUUUACGCGACCCACAUCGGUAUCUUUCUGGAUGUGGCCACCCAGCGCCAGCUGGUGAGCGCUACAAAGGAGGAUUACCUUGCCAAGUACACCUCCUGCACCGGGGAGCUGGAGGCAAAGAUGGCUCUUCUCAACGAGAUCGACGACGAGGCAGAAGAAACGCUCGAGGAGUACCUGAUGCAGUGGAACUCGCGGGUUUACAAUCAAGGUCAGAUCACCUUCCUAGAAGGGGAGAUUGAGCGCAAGAAGCAAGAGAUAGCCGUAUACGAUCAGAAGAUCCAGAAUCACGACCAACUGUUAUCGCAGUUGCGCGGCAUUUACGCGCGGAUCGACGACAUCUCGAAACACAUGGAAGAAGAACUGGGUCUUGUGCGGCAAAUUAAGCAGAAGGUAGCCUACUCAAAGUACGUUAGCCAGCGCACCGUGCAUGGUUUGCGCCAGAAGGGAUGCAACAAUCAGACGCUUAACGUUAGCGAUCAGUCAAUGAGUCGGAUGGACAGCACCAUCAUUGGGACACCGGCCGGAUCGACCUACACAGUGGCCGUUCUGCCAGCGUUCGUGCGCGAACUGGAACUGUUCCGCACUCUUCCAUACGGACUCUACGGGGGCCAGUCGAAACUGGUGCGUUAUUGCUUGGAACCGAACCCGGCCGUGUUCUGCGAACGCUCGAAUACCGACCUGGCAUUGCUGCCGAGCAGUGGCACGAGCGCCGACAUGUCGUUGAAACAGUUUGGCGCACUGCUAGGGCUGGAACAUCACGUCCACGAGGCCACUGUCGAAUCGCACGUAGUCAGUGAGCUCACCAUCGAUCAGGCGGAGUUGCAGCAGCGCUGGCAGGGCAAUCAUGGCCGGAUCUGUGAGAUGCUGGAUGAAAUCGAGCUCAUCAGCAACAAUAUCCGGCAGGUGUUGGACAAGGCCCGUCGUUACCACAACUUUAGUAUUGCCAACAGUUUGCGCCAUUUCGUUCCGCCGACGCGAUUAUUCAAUGGUCGCAACUACCGGGAGUACGAGAGCGAGUAUAUGAUGUAUUACCGCAUGAUCAAUGGUUUCGGCGGGCAUUAA